AUGAAGUUUAGAUCGAAUCGGCAAUCGAGGGUUGUGAGUGCUUCAGCUAGUGGGCCCCAGACAGUCCACGAUGUAUCAUUAAAAGCUGCGCAGGCAAUUUUCAAGAAACAAGCAGACAUAAGCAAUGAGGAUAAUGAGGAUUCUGGGAUCGUUGUUGUGGCUCAAGAUAGUGUGAAUGAGAGUAGUAGUAGUGUGAAUAUGGAUUCGGUGUCAUCUGUGCAGUCUUUGUCUCCUCCAGCGGACAGGCAUCCCAGAAGGGACAAGACGAGAAGGUCAUUGCAGUUAUUUGGUUCUAAAAGAAUUAUGUCACCUCAGGCUACCAAAAGGGUGACCUCUUAUAGUUAUACGUCUGAUAAAAAUGAGGCAGGUGACAAGAAAGAAAUGCCUACCGUUUCUGCUGCUGCUGCUGCUGCUGCUGCUGCGGCUGCGGCUGCGAAGGCAGCGCAGUCUACAUGCGAUCAGGAGAGCGCAAAUCGGUCAUCGACUCAGAGCGCACAGUCAAAUCUAAUGCAUUUAGUGCCAAAUCUGAAAUUAGCACGCGAUUCAAAAUCUAGGUCGAAUUCGAAUCUGUCUCUGACAUCUACCACAACAUCAGAAAAUAUGUCUCGUUUCAGUUUUGACGAGAUUGUCGGCACAAUAAAUGUUAAAGAGCCUCAUCCUCAAGUUGAGUUAAAACCAUCUGCAUCUAGAAAGUUAACCAAUAACUUCUACAAUUAUCCGAAUAGCUCGCAAAAAGCUUUAAAUACGACUAGUUCCAACAGCCUUGUUCAUAGUGGCACACAAAACUCACGUAACCAUACAAAUGUCCCUCCGAUAGUAAUUACUAAUUCCUUACCUCCAGUUGCUGCAAGCCCAUCUGCUUCUUAUUCGGCGCAUAUUCGAGCUCAUUUGCCUGACGUUCAGAGUGAACUGUCAAUAUUGAGUGACAUAAAUCGAUCUCCGAGUCCACUAGAGAAGUUUCCAGCCACGCUUUCGAAGUCGCCAUCAGUAAUCAGUUCGGUACAGAGCAACUCCAGCUUCAGGUCUUCCACCUUUGGAAGAGCUUUGAGACGUAUUCCUCCACCGAAAUAUUAUCUUGGAGAGCAACAAAAGGAUUUCGUGAGGCCUUCGCAGGCUGAAUCGAACAUAUCAUCCAAUGAGGGGAUUGAAGGGACUGAUGAAGCCGAUGAGGCCGAUGACACCAGCAACGAUUACAACCCAUCCACCGACCCAGGGUGCAUAAUGGAACCAGAUAGUGAAUUUGAUGAUGAAGAUGAAGAAGAUUUUGAUCCUAGAGAUUACGGAGAGCUUAACAACAUUAACGAUUAUCUAAGAUUUCAAAGCGGUCUUAAAGAACUUAAACUCGGCCAGGAUGACGGUCUUGAUGAUGAUAACCUUUUAGAAUCCGAAAACCAAGAGACAACGGAAAGUGAUUCCCAGUCUUAUUCAACGUCUGCUUCGGCGAAAGACCUUACAAUUUCAAAGGUCUCCUACUCUAACCUAAACAAAAUCCCAUUGAAUGUAACUUAUGGAGGAACACUUCCAAAUUUAAUACCUAAUUAUCACAGGAAACAGUCGAAAUGGAUGAAGCUUUUUCGACGUCCGAUGAAAUACUCUGAUGGUGAGUCUACAACGAUGUUGCCUACCUCAAAUGAUUAUACUCGUGAUGAUACAGCUUUGAUGCAAAGCAAGAUGCAUGUCAGGUUAAAAAAAACUAUGCGAGGAAUUCUUACUGACAGCACUGCUAGCGAAACUCAUUAUAUGAAUGAAGAAGAUAGUGAGGACUCCGAUGAUUAUGAAGCUGAUAAUAACGUAAGAUCUAGAAGCCCCAUAAGAAAAUCGGGUAAAAAACGUGAAAAAAUUCGCAACAAUCUUCGAUACAGAGGAUGUUUUAACGAAGACAAACCGUGGAAAUCCCAUUUGGACUUCGGCUAUGUUACUGAACGUGAAAGGAAACGUUACGAGGCUAUGUGGGUAAGCAAUAAGGAGUCCUACUUAGAACUUUUGCCUUGGUGGCACAAUCGUAAAACCCAUCAAGGACUAGAAGUUCCCGAAGACGGAUUGAUGCUAAACUUAGUAGUCACUGAUAUCUGGUCCAGAAGCAACUUACCACAAGAUACUUUGGCUCAAAUAUAUGAUAUGGUCGAUACCAGGCAUGAUGGUACCCUAGACAGAAAUUCCUUUGUAGUAGGUAUGUGGUUGGUAGAUCAAUCGCUUUACGGAAGAAAGUUGCCUAAGGAAUUGAAUUCGAGAGUAUGGGAUAGCGUUAAUAAAUACGUACUUAACGUUUCCAAUAGUAAUAAGAACCCAAAACACCAUCACCGGACUAGAAAAAAAUUAUUGAAAAAGGAACUAAAGCUGAUAAAAAGAGAGUCGAAAUCUUACAUCACAUGA
Molecule: messenger RNA, 2373 nt
Organism: Eremothecium cymbalariae DBVPG#7215
Lineage: Eukaryota; Fungi; Ascomycota; Saccharomycetes; Saccharomycetales; Saccharomycetaceae
Gene: TAX4
Product: Tax4p
Exons: 1
Coding region: 1-2373 (790 amino acids)
Molecular function (GO): protein binding
Source: RefSeq, a predicted model, not a curated record